AGGCGCAUCAGAGAUGUUAAGUAAUGUAAUCAGUAACUGAUUGGGGGAAAGUGUCUGAUAGACCUAGCUAUCCUAACUGGAAUAUAGAAGGAGGGGAGGCUAUUCAGUUUGACCGCAGCGCUUGUAAUCUAAAGAAUCCGGAACGUGCCCAUACAUUUCCCAGACUGCAGCAGUAACAACAGGAAGUGUACCGCUUGGCUAAGGAGUUUCUCGCUAAGGUAAAUCUACGAGUAUUGGUUCGUUUUAUGUGUAUUUUCACUUUUCUUCUGACAGCGAAGUAUAGCAACUUUUCAGAAAAUACAAUACCAACAUGAGACUCUUGCAGCUUUUGUUUGCUUGUAUUUUCAGUGACCGAUUCACCUGAUUUCCGUAGCAUUUAACCUAGCUACUGUAGCUAGCUAACCUUGUUGAUUCGCUAGCUAGUAUCUGACUGACAACUGCCUAACAACAUCAUUCCGAUUACGACAGUCGGUAGGCUGUCGUAAUUAUCAGCUAGCUAAAGUACCCUGUUCGAAUACUUUGCAAACAUCCUUUUGGUGUCCACUGUGUACUUUUUCAAACAGAGAUGACGUGUUCAUUAGAAAAUGUAUUGUCAGACGCCAAGUCGCUGGUGGAAAGACUUCGCAACCAUGACAAUGCAGCGGAGGUACUUAUCGAACAGACAACGUCCCUUAACAAGAGGGUGGAGGCCAUGAAACAGUAUCAGGAGGAGAUUGAAUCGCUGAACAAGGUAGCCCGGCAUCGGCCCCGUUCCAGCCUCGUCAUGGGCAUCCAGCAGGAAAACCGGCAGAUCCGUGACCUACAGCAGGAAAACAAAGAGUUGAGAACCUCCCUGGAGGAACACCAGUCGGCCAUAGAGCUCAUCAUGACAAAAUACAGGGAGCAGGUCUUCAGACUCCUCAUGGCCAGUAAGAAGGACAACCCAGCCAUCGUCAACCAAUUAAAGGAGCAGCACACCACUGUGAGUGACCCACCCUCUUCUAGUGUCACAUCACACUCAGGAGCUACCCUUUCUUCUUGUAUCGAGGAAGUUCAAAGCAAAUAUUUAUAUUGUUUAUAUUCUAUGACUCUGCAGGAAAUGCAAGCGCACAUAGACAAGAUCAACGAGAUGGCUACGGUGAUGAGGAAGGCCAUCGAAGUGGACGAGGGGAGGUUGUGUGAAGACGAGGAGAGGAUCAAGCAACUAGAGCUGGAGAACAGUGGUCUUCGUGAGCUGCUAGGGAUCAGUCGAGAGGCCUUCCUACUUCUGACAAGAGAGGAGGCCUCAGAUAGCACAUCCCUGUCUUCCCUGUUGACCAGCGCCGACAUCAGCCUCCGGAAGAGUUAGGCCCACACCAGCACUAGCUUGGAGUGUGUGUGUGUGUAUAUAUGCGCCCCCACCUUGUACAGACCAUACCCCCCAAUCACCUACAGCCACACAGAGGGAACUCGACAACGAACGAUGCCCCAGGUCAUACUGCCUCCCACCUGUCACGCUACAAUGGAGGUAUACAGUAGGAAGCCUCUGAGACAAAUGGGAAAAUCCAACAGUUUAGUCUGUCAUGCAUUUUUAGUCUUGGCACGCAUUGUGCUAUCUGAUGAGCCUGUGGGGUUUUAAAGUGUGAAUGAGUGAAUGUGCUGCUCUUGAAUGACAAUAAAACACUUGAAAGAAACAUGUUAAAGUUUGGCUAGUGCUCUCCAGCUGAAACCCAGUGGUGGAAAUACCGUAUGCGUGAACAGGACUCUUUGGAAUGCACAACUUACUGUAUGUAGACUGUAAAUUGGACCUAAUGGUUGCACCAUGAUACAUCACAACUUAACUGAUGACAAACUUUGGGACAAGAGGAGCAGAGAAACGAACAAGUGAUUUUUAGGAAAAACAAUUUAUCAAAUUUCUCACACAACAAAAACACUAUAGACAAACAGCCCAUUUUAAAACAAGACAUGGCACAUGACAAGGUAAGUACCUAAGAGCUGUAGUGAAAAAUACUGAAAGGUAACCUUGACCUUUAAGAAAGCUUCAUCAGUAAUCUUAGUGCAUAGAAGCAUUUCCUAGUGAGGAAUUUCAACAGUAUGGCUAUAACUUUACAAUGUCGGCGUCCUCACACCCCUGUGUGUUUUGGUUUGGAAACUCUGAGAAAAGUAGAAAUGGCCAGUUCUACCUGCAUUUCAGUCUUUCCCAUCCUUGACAUUGUAAUCCUAAUCUGAAUCCUGUCAGGUGAUUCUGCUAAUCAUAAAAUAUCAAUAAAUUCCCUGUCAAAUUUUAAUUCAACAUCCUGUCGUGUGCAAAUGGCGAGGAUUUACAAAAUCACUGGUGGGAUAUUACACUGCAUCUGAUGAUACCUUGUUGUUUUGCACAAGAGGGAAAAUAACCUCUUAAAUUAUCCACUUAAGUUUCAAUAUUACUGAACAUUUGGAGGAAAAACUGACAUUGGUCAUGGAAUGCAUUAAUAAACCAUGUCAUGUGACUGAAGGCAAACUCCU
Messenger RNA from Salvelinus namaycush (lake trout), 2463 nucleotides. Its product is annotated as FGFR1 oncogene partner 2 homolog. The transcript is spliced from 5 exons. Gene Ontology annotation, biological process: response to wounding. Bases 566 to 1327 code for a protein of 253 amino acids. Lineage: Eukaryota; Metazoa; Chordata; Actinopteri; Salmoniformes; Salmonidae. The record is from RefSeq and is a predicted model, not a curated record.